Messenger RNA from Paramecium sonneborni, 1771 nucleotides. The record is from the annotation of a GenBank genome assembly. Lineage: Eukaryota; Ciliophora; Oligohymenophorea; Peniculida; Parameciidae.
UUUAUGAGUCACUAAGGAGUACUGUCAACUAAGUAAUAAGAAGCAGCAUUUUAGAAAAUUCUUAAAAAGCAAUGCAACUCAAUUUGUGCAGAUUGCUCAUCAAAAUCUCCAACAUGGGCAUCUCUAGAUUUUGGUGUUUUUGUAUGUUAUAAUUGCUCAGGUAAAAUAAUAAAUAAAUUUAUUUAGGAUAACAUAGAGCAUUAGGAUAAAAUAUAACUAGAGUGAGAUCAACAAAAUUAGAUUGUUGGACUUAAGAAAAUGUUGAUAUGAUGGAUGCUUUAGGAAAUGAUUAAAAUGAGUAAAAUUUAUAAUGAAUAAUUAUAGGUAUUGGGAAGGGAGAUUGCAAAAAAAUAAUAAAAUACAACCUUCUGCUACUCCAGAAGAAAUUAAACUUUUUGUUUAAGAAAAGUAUAUUAAGAGAACUUGGGUUAAAUAGGGUCAGGCUGACCCAAAAACUAGAUAUACAUAAUGUCUUAUGAGUGGUGUACCUUUUAGAGUUUCAAAAACUAAUACAUUUUUUAGUGAAAAUGGAACUUAAGGCUAACAGAUGAAAGAUGAUAUGAAACAAUUUCAUUCUACCUAACAAUAAGGAAUAUAAAGAAAUAAUAGAUAAUUUAGUAUAGAUACCAAAUAAAUACAGAAAGAAGCUAAUCUAAUCUCACCAGAUUAAGGUAAAGAAUUUGAUUGGAAUUCCUUUAAUCAUUUUUCUACUUUUUCUGGUAUCCCUCAAAAUCAUUCAUAUCAAACUAAUUAAUUAGAAAUACCUCCUAAAACAAAAUAAUAAAAUGAAGAUCAAUCACCAAGUUUCAAACCAAAAAACAAUAAAUUAAAUGAGUUCGAUUUACUAACUUAUUCAAUAUAAUCAGAUAAUUCAUAAUUUUUAUCACAUAAUCCAAAUCAUUCAGCAACUCUAUAAUAAGCAAAUUAUUCAUAAUUUAAUACUUACAAUCCAACUACUUAAUAACCAUAGAUAUAAGUUUAGAAAUAGACUUAAAUUUAAUCAUAGUAACAAAUAAAUUAAUAAAUAAAUUAGUAAUAACAACAAUUUUAAUUAUUAAAUUUUGAUAAUAAUGUAUUUGGAUUUAAUUCUUAAUAAUAGCCUUGGGGAGCAUAAUCAUAUCAAUAACCUUAAUAACAAUAACCUUAAUAAUAUAAUUAAGUAAAUAGUAAACCUCCAUUACCUGGAAAAUCAAAUGCUUAAGUGGGUUAUCAAAAUACAAAUUAUAAAUAACCUCAAAUAUAGCAAUAAUAAGUGAAUAAUUUAAUUAAUUAUCAAACUACAAAUUAAAUAUAAUAGCAACCUUAAGUAUAGUAAUAAUUGCCUAAUUAAUAAUAAUAAUAAUAAAAUUAGUAUUAUAAUCAAGUUUAAUCUAAUAAUACAUAAACUUUUGGAUUUGAUAAUAAAAUAAAUAAUAUUUAAAAUAAUAAUUAGUCGAUAUAUUAAGGAUUUAAUAAUAUUUAAUUUCCAAUAGAUUAAGGAGAUAAUAGCAAUUUUAAUAAUAAUAAUAAAAAUAACUAUAAUAACAACAAUAACUAUAAUAAUAAUAAUAGCAAUAACUAGAAUAAUAACUAUAAUAAUAAUAAUAAUAGCAAUAACUAGAAUAAUAAUAAUAAUAACUAAUAGUAUCAUUAAUUUAAUACAACUAACUAAUUUUCAAAUUAGAAAUACUAAAAUAAUCCAUUUGCAAAAGAUGAGUAAGAUAUAAGGAACCUUUAUAAUACUUAAUAGCCGAGCAAGUAUGAUUAGCUGAGAAACAAUCCUUAUGUUUGA